AUGGAUGAUUUUUAUGAUGAUGAAAUAGUAUCAAAAAUUAUGAACAAUUUAAACACAAACUAUUCAACUGAACUAGCAGAAUUAGUUGAUAUGACUUUUGGUCCAAAGCCAGAAGUUGAACUUCAACGACUUACAACGGCUGAAGUUAUUGAUGUGGGUUCAUUUGGUCUUCGUCUAUUAUGUAAUUAUCAUCGAUGGGAAACAACAGAAAAAAAUGAUCGAAUGUUUCAUGAACAUACUGAUGCAAUAACUCGAAUUUUUACAAUUCCAUUUUUCAUAGAACCUAAUUCAAAAGAAGAACUUUUAUCAAUUAUUGACCAAAUGAUGACUGAAGCAAAGACAAGUUAUUUAAAAGUAGAAUUAAAUCAUAUAUUUUAG
Rotaria sordida is the source of this 378-nucleotide messenger RNA. The record is from the annotation of a GenBank genome assembly. Lineage: Eukaryota; Metazoa; Rotifera; Eurotatoria; Philodinida; Philodinidae.